Messenger RNA from Octopus bimaculoides (California two-spot octopus), 3998 nucleotides. Its product is annotated as electroneutral sodium bicarbonate exchanger 1. The record is from RefSeq and is a predicted model, not a curated record. NCBI's taxonomy places the organism in Eukaryota, Metazoa, Mollusca, Cephalopoda, Octopoda, Octopodidae. Gene Ontology annotation, cellular component: plasma membrane. Gene Ontology annotation, molecular function: sodium:bicarbonate symporter activity; monoatomic anion transmembrane transporter activity; solute:inorganic anion antiporter activity. Gene Ontology annotation, biological process: regulation of intracellular pH; bicarbonate transport; transmembrane transport.
GUGAGGUGGAAAGAGACCAAGAAGCAAUGUGUGUAGGUCAGUCAGCAUUAUAAAGUUAGUCAGCCUGCUACACCAGGCCAAUCUGUUGUAAGAGGCGCGACAUUUCACUGUACUCACACAUGACAUACUAAACUGACUGACUUAGCAGCCGGUAUAACUGAACGAAGGAUAUACAUACGCAUACAGACAGAGAGCGAGGUUAGUUGAUAGAAGAAAAACAUGGAACGUAACGAUUCCACGUGUCCCGUCCGGGACAGUGGAGUUAAUAGAGAAAUUCCAGAUAAAGAUAUUGACAACAUCGUUGCGGACCAUAGACAAGCGAUGUAUAUUGGUUUGAGGUUACCUAAGAGACCUCGACGUCCAGUAAAAAAAUCAAGAUCAAAGAAACAAGGCGACAAAGUGGCUCCGUCGUCCGGAAAUGUUUCUGUACCAGUGUAUUUAUCUCCAUCUGAGCAAGUACAAAACCUUUUAGGUGAGGUUGAAGAUGAGGAACACGUCACGCAUGAUGUCUUCUGUCAAAUGGAUAACCUGCAGUGUACUAAUGGAGAAUAUCAUUGGAGUGAAGCUGCCAGAUGGGUGAAAUAUGAAGAAGAUGUUGAGGAAGGAGGAGAAAGAUGGUCGAAACCUCAUGUGGCAUCUUUAUCUUUACAUUCCUUGUUCGAACUCCGAAGCUGUAUGAUGUCUGGUGCUGUGAUGCUAGACAUGGACGCACAUAAUCUAUCUCAAGUGAUAGAUCUCCUCCUGGACAACCUAAUAAACUGUAAACUCCUUGAAGAGUGUAUGCGAGAUACAAUACGAUCAACCGUCGUCCGACCACACGUCCAUCAGCACACUAAACGCAAGAAGAGCGUUAUUCCCGCUAAUGAUGACCAGAGAUUCCGAAAAACCGUAAAAAGAACGUUUUCAGAAAUUGGACGUCAAUUCUCAGGAAAUUUCAAGGGUUCGAGUCAUUCAACCUUGGCCCCAACGAAACCAGACUCUUUACUAAAAGGAAUCAACAGUAGCCCAAAUAUUGAAAUGAUGAAUGGUGGACUUCCAGAGUCAGCAUCUUCGCUAAAGCUGAAUGAACAAUUUAUGAAGAAGAUACCUACUGGAGCAGAAGUGGCAAAUAUUUUGGUUGGUGAAGUAGAAAGUCUUAAAUAUCAAGUGACUGCUUUCAUCAGACUCCAGCAUCCAAGGUUAAUGGACAUGGCUGAAGUGCCACUUCCAACUCGGUUUGUUUUUUUCUGUUUGGGACCACCUGGAAGUCAAGGGAAAGUCUAUGAAAUUGGACGAUCCAUCUCAACUAUAAUGGUAGAUGAGGUUUUUGGAGAGGUUGCUUACAAAGCCAGAGGAAGGCAAGAUCUAUUAGCUGGCAUUGAUGAAUUUUUAGAUCAAGUCACUGUUCUGCCGCCUGGUGAGUGGGACCCUAAUAUUCGUAUAGAACCACCUGCUGUUGUGCCACCACAGGUAAAUCUAAACUCAUUCAUAGUUUCUCUUCUUUACCCAAAAUUUAAUCUGUUUUGCAGACUAUUUGGCGGUCUUAUAGCAGAUGUAAAACGGAAAGUAAAGUGGUAUGCGAGUGACUAUAAAGAUGCACUACAUUUACAAUGUAUCGCCAGUAUUAUAUUUCUCUACCUUGCUACACUAACACCAAAUGUAACAUUUGGAGGACUUUUGGGUCAAGCCACUGAUCAGUACAUGGGAACAAUGGAAUGUAUCUUGACUGCUGCCAUUACUGGAGUUGCAUAUGCAUUAUUUUCUGGACAACCACUGAAUAUUUUAGGGAGCACAGGUCCAAUGUUAGUCCUGGAGAUGAUACUUUACUCUUUCUGCAAAGAAAGAAAUCUGGAUUUCCUACCAUUAAGAUGUUGGAUUGGAUUGUGGACAACUCUAAUCCUAUUAUUGGUGGUGGCUUUUGAUCUGAGUGCUUUAGUUAGAUACAUAACUCGUUUUACUGAAGAAAGCUUUGCUUGCUUGAUUGCCAUUAUCUUCAUUGCUGAAGCCUUUAAGAAGAUAAUUGGCAUAAAUGCUGACUACAAACUUCAUACAAAUGUGCCGGACACCAGCGUUGAAUGUAUGUGUCUGUUGCUUCCAAACAAUACUGCAAACAGUACAGCAAACAAUACUGCAAGCAAUAUUACAAACAAUAUUGAAAGCAAUUUCUCACUGCCCUUUGAUAAUAUAACAGAAACAAUACCAAUUGAUAAUGAGUUUACUAAACUCAAUUGUUCCAGCAUUGGUGGUAAAAUCACUGGUGACUGUGUCUUCAUGCCUGAUGCCUUUCUCUUAUCAAUUCUGCUGUUCAUUGGGACAUUUACCAUUGCAAAUACCUUACAAAGCUUUAAGACCAGUCGUUUUUUUCCAACUUGGGUUCGUCAAAAUCUCAGCGACUUUUCAGUUCUAAUUUCAAUUAUAAUAAUGGUUGGUAUUGACAUGCUUCUUGGUAUCCCUACUCCGAAGCUUGAGGUACCUAAAAAGUUUAAGCCAACACGAUCUGACCGUGACUGGUUCAUCAAUCCUAUUAGUGAUAAGAAUCCCUGGUGGAUGAUUUUAGCAUGUUGUAUACCAGCCUUGUUGGCAGUCAUCCUUAUUUUCAUGGACCAACAGAUUACAGCUGUGAUUGUUAACAGGAAGGAGAAUAAAUUAUUGAAAGGAAACGGGUAUCAUUUGGAUUUAUUUAUUGUUGCAAUUUGUAUAGCUAUUUGUUCAUUACUUGGAUUGCCUUGGUAUGUGGCAGCUACUGUGUCAGCUUUGGCACACAUCAUGAGUCUGAAACGAGAAUCAGAAUGUACAGCUCCAGGUGAAAGACCAGCAUUCCUUGGUGUGAGAGAACAACGUGUGACUGCAUUGAUGGUUGGUCUUCUGAGUGGUCUCUCUGUCCUGUUUACUUCUGUACUCAGUGUAAUUCCAAUGGCAGUUCUUUAUGGAGUCUUCCUGUACAUGGGAGUGGCAGCCUUGAAAGGAAUGCAGUAUGUGGAUCGGUUUUUGUUGCUGUUCAUGCCAACCAAGUACCAACCUGAUCAUAUAUAUCUACGCCAUGUGCCUACCAAAACAGUUCAUUUGUUUACUCUUUGUCAAACUCUGUGCUUAGUUGUAUUGUGGGUGAUCAAGACAAUCAAAUCAGUUUCCAUUGUUUUUCCUAUCAUGGUGUUAGCAACAUGUUUUGUUCGCAAAGCUCUGGAUUAUGUAUUCACCCAAAGAGAACUAAAAUGGUUGGAUGACAUUAUGCCAGAUGCAUCAACCCGAGAAAAAGAAGACCGGGAAAUUAUGAAUAGUGAAGAAGCUGAAGAAGGUGUACAGUUGCUGAGCCGUGAUGAAAAUGAAAAAUUGAUGGAAGUUCGAAUUCAACAUGAAAAGCCCUCUGAAAAGUUUGCCAGCCAUUUGUCUAGCAAUGAUUUAGACAGGGUGAAUAUCUCUGAGGAAGUAAAUAAAACAGCUAUUUGGCUGCAAGUACGAAAUGAGAAGGAAAAUGCACCCUUAAAUUCAGAAUCUUCAAGGAGUUCGAGGCGAAAAAGAAAAUCGAAAGACAAAGACAAGCAUUCUAAAGAUACAAAAAAUGGGGAAGGAAAACAUCAUGAACGAAAAGCAGUUGAUUUUUAUAUUCAAGAAGCUGAUGACCCAGAAAGUGAAAGUAAAAUGUAAUAUGAGAUCAUCAUUAUCAUUGUUAUCAUAUUCAUCUUCACCAUCAUCAUGAUGAUAGUCUUCAUCAUCAUUAUUAUCACUAUCAUUAUUAUUAUUGUUAUUAAUCAACAUUAUGAUCAUCACUAACAACAGUAACAACAGCUGAAAUCAAAAUGAUACAGAAAUAAGCUGUUUCAAUGGCAACAUCUAUGAGUGUGAUCUCAAAUUACAAGAGUUUCAAAUUAAAAUGGUCAGGUAAAUUUCAGAAGACCGUCUUCCUUUUGAGAGGAUAGUAACAAGAUGGUUACAAACAACUACUUGUGAUAAAUAUAUACAUAUGUAUAUGUAUAUUUACACAGACAUAUCUAUGUGUAUAUAAAUAAAUAUAUGCAUGU